Epinephelus lanceolatus (giant grouper) is the source of this 1439-nucleotide messenger RNA. Lineage: Eukaryota; Metazoa; Chordata; Actinopteri; Perciformes; Serranidae. The record is from RefSeq and is a predicted model, not a curated record.
GCUAAUUUUAGCUGAACUAAAAAACCGCUCUGUCGUUAGUAUGUGGCUGUUUACAUGAUUUAUGUCGGACGCAACGGUUACAUACUUAAGGUCGAAUAUGUUCAGAGCACUGGUAUAUUUACAGAACCACACCUUUAACGCUAAAUGCUUUCAAUUAUCAAUACCAAAUGAAAAUAUCGGAUCGACUCCAAGUGGCUAAGAUAGCUAACGUUACGCUAACAGACAUCUGAGACACAUCAUGAUAGAUAAUCGAGGCCUGACAGACUGGUAGUCACUUAAAUAAAUCCUAAGCUAAGUGACAGGUCUCUCCAGCUUCUCUCUAGCCAUUUUCCCUUCAGCUGGAGCUGUUGUGUCCAAACUGAGCAAAACUUCCCUCAUCUGUACAAGUUUGGAAGCACUGACAACAUGGCAACCCUGAAAGACUUUGAUGAAACCCAGGAAGAUGAGGGUGUCAGCCCUGCAGGAGCGAGGGUCCUUAGCCUGAGGUAUGGCAGUGAUGAUAGCUGUUCUGCUAUGUCUGGCUCUGAAGGAUUCCACAGAGGAUCCCCUAGCUCCAGGGACAAUACCUCUGACCAUAUCCAGGCAUCAGCCUUUAAGGCUAUACUUUAUGAGAUCCAAGAGCUCCAGGAAAUCAACAACCAACUUGAGGAAUGCUUUGAAAACUUAAAAUCCUACCACCAGCAAAACUGCGCAGUGAUUUUGGAGACCCUACAAUUGGAGCAAUACAGGGGUGAAUGUUUAGAGGAACAACUCAAUGACUUGAUAGAACUAUACCAGAGUGAAAUUUUGAACUUGAAAGAGGAACUAGCCAGCAUGGAGGAGAAGACUGCACAUCAGUCUUUCGACAGCGUGACAGAUAUUCAUGAGGCGCUGAAGGCAUGUCAGACACGUCUCUUCAAGCUGGAGCAGCAGCAGCAGCAUGUGAUGCAGCUUGAAGGGUUUGAGAACGCCCCAGCAGGAAGUCUUCUUGGACAACUUAUCAGUGUGCUGCUGGCUGUUAUGGCAGUCAUUCUAGUAUUUGUGUCCACAGUGGCUAACUGUGUCGUCCCCUUGUUGAGAACAUACAGCCGAACACUUUCUACACUGCUUUUUGUACUCAUCUUUUCCUUCCUCUGGGGGCACUGGGAUGCCAUUUCAGAGUAUCCAGUUUACUUUUUCUGCACUCAACAUCCUGAAAAGGGAGACAAUCAAUAAAACUGUCUCAAUGCAAGCAUCACUUUGACAUCUCUUCAGGAGUCUAGUGCAGAGGACAGUACCUGAGCAUUAAGGUCUCAUAUUUCACAUUACUUCUGAGUACAAAUCACCUGACAGAAGUCUAAACUGACAUAUAAGUUACCUCUAAAAAACUAAAUGUUCAAUAUUUGAUCACAGGUCAACUUAUACAUUCUAUAGACUGGGUUGCUGCCACGUGGUUUCAAAGCCAAACAAUAUUAAAGGAA